AUGGCCGAGAUGGAAGAGAAGCCCCCCUAUCUCAGCGUCAAAGGGGCCAAGUAUGCCCUCGGUACCCACAGAGGGCCGUUGCCCUCUGGCCAAGGCGAUGGCGGCGAGGUCGAACAAGUCGAGACGGCAUUGUCGCUGGAAAAAAGGCAGAGGACAAGGACAGAGGCCAUGAGGCGCCAUUGGGCACGCUUCUGGUGUUGCUACAUCUUUUUCUCGAUCAUUUUCCUAGCCAUUAUCCUCCCGGUUUUCUUCCUGGUCAUUCUUCCCGCAGUGUCCCAAAGAGUCGUCGAUAACUCCGAUCUGGUUCUCGUCGAAGCGAGUGUCAUGGAACCUCGGCCCGAUUCGGUCAUCCUCACCAUGAAAUCUGCACUCAAACUGCCCAUUGGUGUUCCAGUGCGAAUUGAUCCCAUUACCUUAGAUCUUUUCAACCCAGACCAUCCUGGAAACACUACCUGGGCCAAGAUCUAUAUCAAUGGGACAGUCAUCCAAGGCAACACCACCUUGGGAGUCACCAAUCAAUUCACACCUCUCAAUGCUGAUGAGUGGGCUCAUUAUGUGGACAAUGUGGUAAAUAUGGAGCAUGCUCCGUUAUGCCUGCGAGGGAGCACCAUGUCAUAUUUGGGCCAACUGAAGUCUCCCGUCACAAUGGACAAAACUAUCAAGCAGAACACCCUAAACGGUUUUGCCGGCUUUGCUAUUGAAGGUUCUCAGCUACUUCUUCCUCCUGAAUCAGACGGAACGAACCUGAUCGCCAAUGCCACCCUGCCUAACCCCUCAGUCAUGACUCUGGAGAUUGGCACCACCGUUCUAGACCUCAAGAGCGGAGAUAUUGUCAUUGGCACCGCCACCAUCGACAACCUCGUUCUCAGACCUGGCAACCACUCCAACCCAGUUCGCGGAAAACUCGACCUGGGAGCCGUGCUCAAGAAUCUCGGACCGGUCCUGCAGAGCCAGAAGGACUCUCUUCGUAAUGGAUACCUGAGUCUCGACACCGUCGGCAAAUCGGUUGUCUAUGAUGGCGUCGAAGUACCAUACUACACGAACGUGAUGAAGAACCUAACGCUCACAGCAAAGAUCCCCAUCGGCGGACUGCUCGUCAACACCCUCCGAGGCCUUUUCAACAAAAAUGGAACAAAUAUUCUGCAGGGUCUAAACAUCGGCGAAUCAUCGUCGUCAGGGAGCAAUGGAGGCCUGCUUCAGGAACUGGGCAAUCUGAAUCUGAGCAGUCUUGUGGGCGAUCUCGGUGUUAAAUUAGGCCGUCGAUCACUGGCCGAGUUUCUGGAGCAACCUGAGGAGCGGUCAAUACUGGUCGACGUGCUCAAGGGGCUAUUAUGA
Aspergillus clavatus NRRL 1 is the source of this 1335-nucleotide messenger RNA. Its product is annotated as DUF3712 domain-containing protein. Gene Ontology annotation, cellular component: fungal-type vacuole membrane. The record is from RefSeq and is a predicted model, not a curated record. The coding region runs from base 1 to 1335 and encodes 444 amino acids. Lineage: Eukaryota; Fungi; Ascomycota; Eurotiomycetes; Eurotiales; Aspergillaceae. The transcript is spliced from 4 exons.